Molecule: messenger RNA, 3384 nt
Organism: Ophidiomyces ophidiicola
Lineage: Eukaryota; Fungi; Ascomycota; Eurotiomycetes; Onygenales; Onygenaceae
Gene: MSH3
Product: Mismatch repair protein msh3
Exons: 3
Coding region: 1-3384 (1127 amino acids)
Biological process (GO): mismatch repair; mitotic recombination
Cellular component (GO): nucleus
Molecular function (GO): mismatched DNA binding; ATP binding; ATP-dependent DNA damage sensor activity
Source: RefSeq, a predicted model, not a curated record
AUGAGCCAAUCUAGCUCCCUAAAGCGAAAACAACAGCCAACUAUCUCAAGUUUUUUUACCAGGGCUCCGUCAUCCCAAGCUGAGGCUAAUAAGAGCUGCACCAAUGGCUUUGAAAACAGGAAAUUGCCUCGUGCUGAAGAAGAGACCAGUACGAACACGGUAGAUAAUUGCGGAAUGACAGUUGAAGAUGAAGAAGAUGAGGAAGCUGUUCUGCCAUCUCGGAAGAGAAUAAAGAGAAUUCAACCCCCAAAGAGAGUGGUACAAGCCGCGGAUGAGAUCGCCACAUUGGACAACAAAAACCGUCAUGAGAGCCCGCCUUCCUCGAUACCGGCAUCGUCAAGAACGGAACGAUUUCGAUUCUUAAGCUCCCAGCCAGAUGCUCAGGGAGGGAUAGAGAAGCAAGGUACUGGGACAGAUGUUGGUACCGUGGAGACUAAAGAUGAGCUUAAGAAGAGGGAAGAUUUACAUAAGAAGUUCGUGCGGAGAUUGGGUGGCCCAGACUGCCUCCCGUCUUUGGAUCGCGGAGCGGUUAUUGGUGAAACGGUGGUUGAAGGAGGAGAUAGUGGAGAGGAAGAUGCAGCAGACGAGGCUCCUCCGCCGCCACCUCCGACAAAAGGCAGGGGCAGGAAAACAGCUUCGACGAAGCUAACGCCCAUGGAAAAACAGGUCAUUGAAUUGAAAAACAGCCACAAGGAUGCCAUUCUUGUGGUGCAGGUUGGUUAUAAGUUUCAGUUCUACGGCGAGGAUGCGAGGGUGGCAGCGAAGGAGUUGGGUAUUGUAUGUAUACCUGGUAAACUGAGAUUUGAUGAGCAUCCAUCCGAAGCCCAUUUAACCCGGUUCGCCUCGGCCAGCAUUCCCGUCCAUCGAUUGCACGUUCAUGUAAAACGUCUAGUCAAAGCGGGCCAUAAGGUUGGAGUCGUUAGACAGAUCGAAACGGCUGCGUUGAAGGCCGCAGGCGAUAACCGAAAUGCCCCGUUUGAGCGCAAACUCACGAAUCUAUAUACCAAGGGAACAUACGUUGAUGAUACGGAGGAACUUGAGGGUUUGAAUGGCGUAGGUGCCAACUAUGCUGCGCCUGCAACGGGCUAUUUGCUAUGCAUAACGGAGAGCAAUGCCAAAGGCUGGGGUAACGAUGAGAAAGUCCAAGUUGGCAUUGUGGCUGUUCAGCCUGCUACUGGAAGUAUUAUCUACGACAGUUUUGAAGAUGGUUUCAUGCGCAGUGAGAUUGAAACCAGGCUUCUUCACAUUGCUCCCUGCGAGGUUCUCCUUGUAGGAGACAUGUCCAAUGCGACGGACAAGCUGGUCCAGCAUUUAAGUGGCAGCAAGGUAAAUGUAUUUGGCGACAAGGCCCGUGUCGAGCGAGUACCAAAACAAAAAAUCGCUGCAGCAGAGUCACAUAGCCACGUGUCAAGCUUUUAUGCUGGAAGGAUGAAAGCAACAGGUACGGCUCAGGACGAGAAAGCAAAAAAACUGCUGGAUAAGGUCCUGGGGCUCCCAGAGGAUGUCACUAUAUGCCUCUCUUCUAUGAUCAAACAUUUGACGGAAUAUAAACUAGAAAGUGUUUUUGAUCUUACAAAAUAUUUUCAAUCGUUCUCUGCAAGAUCACAUAUGCUUCUUAAUGGUAACACUCUCACAAAUCUCGAGAUAUAUCAAAACCAAACGGAUUAUACUUCUAAAGGCAGUUUAUUUUGGACUCUUGACCGUACUAAGACAAAAUUUGGACAGCGGUUGUUACGGAAGUGGGUUGGAAGGCCGUUACUAGAUAAAAAGGAGCUUGAGGACCGCGUUGCCUCUGUCACUGAAUUAAAGGACUCCGAUCUGACCCCUAGAGUUGGUAGAUUAAAGACCCUUCUCUCGAAGGUCAAAACCGAUCUUGAAAAGAAUUUACUUCGAAUAUACUAUGGAAAAUGUACACGACCAGAACUUCUUGCAGUGCUUCAAACACUGCAGACAAUAGGCAUGGAAUUUGUACAUGUGAAGACAUCUGCAGAUGCUGGUUUUCACUCACAAACAAUCAAUGAUGCCAUUGCUGCACUUCCUACCAUUUUUGACGACGUAGUGUCGUAUUUGAAUAAAAUAAAUUUACAUGCUGCUAAAACAGAUGAUAAAUACAGUUUCUUUCAGGAAUUGGAAGAAACAGAUGAAAUAACUGAGCAAAAACUUGGUAUUGCGGGCGUCGAGCAUGAGCUUCGCGAGUAUCUUACCACGGCUGCAGAAAUCCUGAGCAAGAAGAAGGUUAACUAUGUUGCGAACGCCGGUAUCGACUAUCUUAUCGAAGUCGAGAAUUCUCCAUAUCAAAUAAAGAAAGUUCCGGCUUCAUGGCGAAAGAUCAGUGGUACAAAAAAGGUCUCGCGUUUCCAUCCACCUGAUGUCGUGAGACUGAUACGGGAACGAGAUCAACACAAGGAAGCCCUUGCCGCAGCUUGUGACAAGGCAUUUCUGGACCUUCUAGCGGAAAUUUCUACGAAAUAUCAACCUUUUCGUGACUGUAUACAAGCCCUAGCAACACUUGAUUGCCUGGUCUCACUAGCAGCAAUAGCUGCUCAGCCUGGCUAUGUCCAACCAACAUACACCGAUGAAGCCCGGAUCAGUAUCAGGGAAGGGCGGCAUCCGAUGGUGGAACAGCUUCUACUUGAUGCCUACGUUCCCAAUGGCACGGAACUGAGUACUAACGAAACUCGUGCGUUACUAGUCACAGGCCCAAAUAUGGGCGGCAAGUCUAGCUAUGUUAGGCAAGUUGCACUUAUCGCCAUUAUGGGCCAGAUCGGCUCUUACGUCCCAGCGGAAUCUGCUACUCUUGGUAUGCUAGAUGCCGUUUAUACUCGCAUGGGAGCUUUCGAUAACAUGCUUGCGGGGGAGUCUACGUUUAUGGUGGAGCUUUCUGAGACUUCAGAUAUACUGAAGCAAGCCACUCCACGCUCCCUAGUCAUCCUUGACGAGUUAGGCCGCGGAACGUCAACCCAUGACGGCGUUGCCAUCGCGCAAGCUGUGCUAGAAUACAUCGUUCGUGAACUUCAAAGCCUGACGCUAUUCAUCACACAUUACCAGCAUUUGAGUACCCUUGCACGGACCUUUCCCGGCGGCGAAUUGCGAAAUGUCCAUAUGAAGUUUACUGAAACUGGAAGUGGCGGACAAGACGUCACAUUCCUAUACGAGGUUGGCGAUGGCGUGGCUCACCGUUCUUAUGGUCUCAAUGUAGCACGGUUGGCGAACAUACCACCGUCUGUUCUAGAUGUGGCCUAUAAAAAAUCUGCGGAGCUCGAGCAGAAGAUCAAACGAAGGAAACUGGCCGGUAUUCUUCGUGGAAUUCUUUCGCCGCCUCAAGGUAAAGAAAGAGAGGCAGCAUUUAUGGAGAGCUUGGCGAAUGAAGUCGAGCAGUUAUAA